UGUGUGCGUGUGUGGAGAUGAGCUGAAGUCAUGAGCCUGGGCUGUUGGAGUGGUUUUAAUCAGCAACCCGUUAGAGGAGAAUGGAAAACGUCUGACAGGGUGAAGAACUGAGUCGGACAUUGCUUGCCGUUCUCUGCUGGGGGCCUCUCUUUUCUUGCCUGCUGAUGUCAUGGAAGAACUCAAGCCCAGUGAUGGAGAGAGAACUUGAGUACAGGAAACAUACCUUUCUGCCUUUCUUUCAUGCUGGUGGAAAGCAGCCAGACUGAUCGGUCCUAUAAUGUGGAAAUGGGACAAAUCAGAAAUCUGAGGUGCCAUGGCUUGCCGGCAGAUUGUGCCUGGCCGGAGAUGGUGUCGUUUUCGCCCAUUCCUGAUGGUGCUGGUUCUGGCUGCCUAUCUCUUCUACCAGACCCUGAUGCCUUUAAGAUCCAAGAGACCAACAAUCCCUACAAGUGGCAGUGGACUGCUGCCCAGCAAAGCAGCUGAGGUGCAACAUCAGACACACCAAGUCCUUGCAAGGCGAGUCAGUUGCUUCCUUCCUUCUAACAAACAAAAAGAGCAGAAGGAGAUUGAGGAUACCAAUUUUAAGUUUUUUAAUAACAAAGCUAAGGAAGCCAUACUGCACAUUCCUUCUUCUGGCAGUGGACAAGAUCUUCAGCUAUAUCAGCAAAUCCUUACACAACACAAUUAUAGAGUUACAGUCAUUGAAGACAGGAAGCUAAACAGAAAUGAACAUUUACAUCUAGAUGAAUUAAGUUCUUGGGACCUUUUGAUUUGCCUCUCAUCUAACAAAGCUGACCAUGAAAAUUGCUUAAAUAUAGUGGAAUCAUAUCAACCAACACUACUGCAAAAGGCAAAUGUUCUCUCUCAAAUCCAGCAUCUGCUUUCCAGAAAGGAAGGAUUGUGCCAAAUAAUGAGAACAUUUCCAGAUAUGCAUCUUCCAAUUAUUUCUUCCGCUUGCCCAGAAUCAAAAAUUCUAUCUCUUCAUACACUCAAAUCAUAUGAUAAGAAUGAAAGGAUACGUUUGAUAGAAACGUUACAUCAGCCAGCCAAGGUUGUUCACCAAUACCCAAUCCCCACUAAGACAGAAAAUAAAGCAGCCUUUAAAAUUCAAGAUUUUUCCAUCAUCAUCAAAGUGUAUGUGUUGGUGACAUCAUUAACACCUUUACAGGCAUUCAUUCAUUCAACUGGAAUUGUCUGGGAUCCACCCAAGAAGAAGCAUUUUUCAGUCAAGAGAGCUGUUAUAUUCAUGAAUAUGAGUUAG
Molecule: messenger RNA, 1261 nt
Organism: Thamnophis sirtalis
Lineage: Eukaryota; Metazoa; Chordata; Lepidosauria; Squamata; Natricidae
Source: RefSeq, a predicted model, not a curated record